Messenger RNA from Xenopus laevis (African clawed frog), 1518 nucleotides. RefSeq names its product myostatin, gene 2 S homeolog (gene mstn.2.S). Gene Ontology annotation, molecular function: growth factor activity; cytokine activity. Lineage: Eukaryota; Metazoa; Chordata; Amphibia; Anura; Pipidae. The record is from RefSeq and is a predicted model, not a curated record. The transcript has 3 exons. Gene Ontology annotation, cellular component: extracellular region. Bases 264 to 1373 code for a protein of 369 amino acids.
GACAGCAAAUGUCCUCACUUUUCCAGCUUAAUUCAUUGUUUGUGUGGCAGCCAAUCAACAGUUCUGAUGACACAAGCGUAACUUAAGUUGGACUAUAAAAGUACAUGUGGACUUUGCAUGAUUUAUUAGUGUGACAGACACCUCUCCUCCCCUUGACUUUAAACUUUUCAUUAGGAGUCAGUUUGACUCCACAAUAACGCAGCCGCAAAAUAAGGGGGGAAAGAAGCAAAAAAAGCCCCAAGAGAUUCUGACUACAUGAGAACAUGAUAAAAUUACGUGCAUGGGGCUGCAUUUGCUGUUGUAUGCUGGUAGUAUUUAGCCCAGUGGAUCUAACAGACAGCAACCGAGCAACAGACAAAGAUACAUUGUGCAGUGCCUGUACCUGGAGACAGAACAGUAAAUCUACAAGGCUUGAAGCUAUAAAAAUCCAGAUCCUUAGCAAACUUCGACUGGAACAGGUACCUAAUAUAAGCAAGGAUACUAUAAAACAUCUUUUACCCAAAGCACCGCCUUUGCAAGAUUUAAUCGACAGAUAUGAUGUUCAAAAAGAUGAAAGUAGUGCUGGUCAUACGGAAGAAGAUGACUAUCAUGUCACUGCUGAAACUGUUAUUAUAAUGCCUAAAGAUUCUGGCAUUUCCAUUGACACACAAGAAAAACCUAUUUGUUGCUUUUUUAAAUUCAGUUCUAAAGUUCAGUUGACUAAAAUAUCGAAAGCACAGCUCUGGAUACAUUUAAAGCCUGUUCAAAAACCUACGACAGUUGUUGUGCAGAUCUCGAGACUCAUUAAGCCUUUGAAAGAUGGUACAAGAUACACUGGAAUCCGCUCGCUAAAACUUGAAAUGAAUCCAGGUUCUGGAACUUGGCAGAGUAUAGAUGUGAAAACGGUCCUGCAAAAUUGGCUGAGGCAACCCGAAUCCAAUCUAGGCAUUGAAAUAAGAGCAUUUGAUGGAAAUGGGCAGGAUCUUGCAGUCACCAGCAAUGAAGAUGGUCUGAGUCCAUUUAUGGAGGUCAAGAUUAUAGACACACCAAAGAGAUUCAAAAGAGACUCAGGUCUUGACUGUGACGAGCAUUCAACUGAAACUAUGUGUUGCCGAUACCCAUUAACAGUUGAUUUUGAGGCAUUUGGCUGGGACUGGGUGGUUGCCCCAAAGAGAUAUAAUGCUAAUUACUGCUCUGGAGUGUGUGGAAUUGAAUUUCUACAGAAAUAUCCACACGGUCAUGUUGUUAAUCAAGCUAACUCCAAAGGUCCUACGGGUCCGUGUUGUGCCCCAACCAAAAUGUCCUCCCUAAAUAUGCUAUAUUUUAAUGAUGAUGCAGAAGUGAUCCAGGGAAAGAUUCCAGCCAUGGUAAUUGAUCGUUGUGGGUGCGUAUAAGCAUUCAUUAUGUCCAUCAUGCCAUGAGAUAAAAAUCAUAAUUAAGGAACUUAUACACUUCUUUUCCUAACGGAAACCCGUUAUCCAGAAAGUUCAGAAUUACGGAAUGAACAUAGACUCCAUUAUAAUCAAAUAAUCCAAAUUU